AUGACCAACAAGCUGAUCAACAAGGGUCGACCUCCGCAACACCCUCAGCCACAGUCGUGGCAACAAACGAAGAGAGAACCACGGCCAGACGAGUACGUGGCCAAACAUACGGCAUUCACCGAACCUAUCUACAAACUCCUCAACAUCAUCGGUAAACUACCAUUCUUUGUUUGGCGAACAGUACUCUUAGGCACCGUCGGGAGUGGACCAGGGAUGUGUACGUAUCACAAGGAGCGUGGCCACUAUACUACACAAUGCCAACCUUUCAAACGGUAUCUAGAAGAUCUUGCAGCCGCUGGGCAUCUAAAUCAGUGGAUUGACAUUCGGCGAAGUUCACUUCCUCCACCUCCACCGAUCAUCGGCAAUCUCGUAAGCAUUAUACAAAGGCCAGUUUCCGAAGAUAGGGCAGCCGAGCUUCAUUUAGAAAUUGACAGAGCCGUCACCUCUUUACCUGUUUGCAACGUUGGCAUUUCGGGAAAGCGAAAAUGGGAAGAUCCGAGCCUCGGCAACCCUAUUACUUUUACGUCUGACGACCUGAAAGGUGUGCAACUCCCUCACACGGAUGCCCUCGUUGUUACUAUUAUUAUUGAUAGAUCAAUCGUUCAGCGGGUGUUGAGAGAUUAA
Rhododendron vialii is the source of this 624-nucleotide messenger RNA. RefSeq lists its product as uncharacterized. The transcript has a single exon. NCBI's taxonomy places the organism in Eukaryota, Viridiplantae, Streptophyta, Magnoliopsida, Ericales, Ericaceae. Bases 1 to 624 code for a protein of 207 amino acids. The record is from RefSeq and is a predicted model, not a curated record.